This is a messenger RNA of Rangifer tarandus platyrhynchus (Svalbard reindeer), 435 nucleotides long. The record is from the annotation of a GenBank genome assembly. NCBI's taxonomy places the organism in Eukaryota, Metazoa, Chordata, Mammalia, Artiodactyla, Cervidae.
AUGGGCUCCAGGAGGCUGAGCCCACCCACCCAAUCUGCACCUUCUGGGAAUCUAGCUCAAGUGUCUUACCGCUACUGCGGUUCCUCCUUUGAUCACCAAGAACCCAGAACGGAAUGCGGAGGAUUGAAUUCCAAGCCCUUCCCCGCGGCGGGGCCGGAGGGAGGGCAGUGGGAGGCCAUGCGGGCUCUCGGGUGCCCCCUACCGAGCGUCCUUGUCCCUUCGGCGCGGACGCCGGCCUGGCCGCGGCUGGCGCAGUGGUCCAGGCCUGCUGAGGACUCCGGGGGCUGCCGGCAGCCCGGCCCUUUGCGCUCUUACAGCAUCCGGGGACACGGAGCGGAGGGCAAGGACAGACUGGACCCUCGGAGCUCACGCUGUAGUUCUGGGUGGUUCGCCACCCACUCCGAGGCUCAGGUUCCUCACCAAAGGAACCCUUGA